This is a messenger RNA of Photinus pyralis (common eastern firefly), 491 nucleotides long. RefSeq lists its product as uncharacterized. The coding region runs from base 78 to 395 and encodes 105 amino acids. Gene Ontology annotation, cellular component: mitochondrial ribosome. Gene Ontology annotation, molecular function: structural constituent of ribosome. The transcript has 2 exons. NCBI's taxonomy places the organism in Eukaryota, Metazoa, Arthropoda, Insecta, Coleoptera, Lampyridae. Gene Ontology annotation, biological process: mitochondrial translation. The record is from RefSeq and is a predicted model, not a curated record.
CCGUACCGAGUACUGUAAAUAAUUCAUAACCUAACUUUAAAUGUUCAGAUUGUUAUUCGGCCUUUAAUUACAAUAAAAUGCGUCUUUUUCAUUACCUUCUCGGCCGAAAGUCGCUACCGAACAGUUUUCCCUUUCGUGGAAAAAAUCGAAAAGCAAAACCGGUAACGAAAGAUGACUACUGGAAGUUGAAAACCGACUUCGAAAUCGAAGAGAAGAACAUGUUCUAUUUACGACACGCGUACCUUACCCCCGAACAGUCGGCGGGACACGCGAAAGCCUUAAAUUUACCGCAAAAACGAUUAAUGGGUCUUUUGUGUAGGAAAAGGAACUUUUACGAUAACGUCAGCAUCGAGUCACGUCUGGCGCAUUUACGCUGUAAUGAAGUAUGGGAUUAGAAGAAAAUAACGUAGUUAUGGUGCAGUCGUUUUAUCAAAAUACAUAGUGUACGAUAAGAGAUAUUCGAGCUUCUUUAAAUAUAGUUUUAGAUCUCU